Archocentrus centrarchus (flier cichlid) is the source of this 2460-nucleotide messenger RNA. RefSeq names its product glutaminyl-peptide cyclotransferase-like a (gene qpctla). The transcript has 7 exons. The coding region runs from base 470 to 1651 and encodes 393 amino acids. The record is from RefSeq and is a predicted model, not a curated record. Gene Ontology annotation, molecular function: zinc ion binding; glutaminyl-peptide cyclotransferase activity. NCBI's taxonomy places the organism in Eukaryota, Metazoa, Chordata, Actinopteri, Cichliformes, Cichlidae.
GAGGCGCAGUUUUAUUGUAGAGGUGUCCGGCAAAGAGAAGAGGUUUAAAUUAAACACUUUCAGCGGAAUAAUGCACCAACGGAGUGAUAAGUUUGCUGCAUAAUUAAUUCGUCGCAGGUUUCCUCUGCAGUAGCUGUUAGUGAGUUAAAAUUAGUUUAACGCAGUAAGUGAGGAGUCGCAGGUUGCACUUUCUGUCUCUGUUAUAAUUUAUGCUGGAUUAAGCUCGUCUGAACAGCCCCAACAUGUCAGACAUGUCUUCGAGCUGCCGGGCUGCAGCGAGCACCCGAAGACCACCGUGCAGCGGCUAAUGAUGGGUCGUUAUGGCGAAGCAGGACUGUGUCAGAUGUUCCCCUCGGCUCUGCUUCUUUUCAGCCUUCACUUCCUGUGUGAGUCUCCCUCCUCCGCUGCUCUGCAAAGCCCGUUUUGACACGUAGCUGUAAGGACCGCCCGGGCAGCUCUGAGUUCAGUCAUGUCCAGGUCCAGUCGGAGAUACAAGCCGCUCCAGCAGGGUGGCAGUGGCUCUCUACCCGGCUGUGACCGGGUGCGGAUGCCCCGGGCCCGUGUGCUGCUGUUCUGUCUUCUCGGUGUUCUGGUGCUGGCGGUGGUCCUGGGUGUGUACCUGUCCAACGACACCGCCACUGGACAUGUGAACCGCAUGCCAGCCGUAGAUCUGACCAGAGACAGGCUGUUCCACAAACCCAGUAAAUCCUCUCCAGCUCAAAUCCGCCGUCUGGCCUCUCAGGUGGACGGCACUCGCCUGUGGGAGACUCACCUGCGACCUAUCCUGAUAGAGCGACUCCCAGGCACCCAGGGCAGCCUGGCUGUACAGCAGCACAUCAUCUCCACACUAUCCUCGCUCUCUGCCGGCUGGUCCAUAGACCUGGACUCCUUCCAGUCCCCUACCCCUCGCGGCCAGGUCACCUUCACCAACAUUGUUGCUACUCUGGACCCUUCGGCCCCUCGGCGGCUGCUCCUGGCCUGCCACUAUGACUCAAAGGUUCUGCCUCCAGACCCGCGGGCCCCAGAGAAGGUGUUCUUGGGGGCCAGUGAUUCUGCAGUUCCCUGUGCUAUGAUCCUGGAGCUCGCUAGCUCUCUGGAUGCCCAGCUUAAAUCAUUCAAACAGCAGAAACUUCCAGUAACUUUUCAGCUCGUGUUUUUCGACGGCGAGGAGUCAUUUGAAGAAUGGACCGCCACCGACUCGCUGUACGGCUCUCGUCACCUGGCCGAGCGCAUGGCCAACACACCCCACCCCGCGGCCCCCUCGCACGCCAGCAUGCUGCAGGCAGUGGACCUCUUUGUGUUGCUCGACCUGCUCGGUGGUCCCGAUCCACUGAUUGCAAAUCACUUUGAUAACACUGCACGCUGGUUUGAUCGCCUAAUUGCUGCAGAGAAGAGGCUCCAUCGACAGGGCCUUCUGACGUCUCACCCCUCGGAGCAGACGUAUUUUAGGAAGGAUGUGUACCUCGGACCCGUGCAGGAUGACCAUAUCCCCUUCCUUCACAAAGGCGUCCCUGUGCUGCACGUCAUCGCCACUCCCUUCCCGCAGUUCUGGCACACACUGGACGACACGGAGGAGAACAUGCACCGUCCAACUGUGGAGAACCUGACGAAGAUCAUGGCUGUGUUUGUGGCGGAGUACCUGGGUUUCUGAACGUUGAACAAACAGCGACGUUCUGAGCAGGACUGACGCUAAACGACCAGGUGAGGAGGACAAGAGCCUGGCGAAAUGAAGUGAACUGGAAUCUGAACUUUACCAAAGACUCUUAUCUGCUGGGCUGUCCUUGGAUUCAUGUGAUGAAUGAAUUGGAGGCAGUUGUCAAAAAGUGUGAAGUGGUCUCACAUCGUCUUAGUUAAAACUUUAUUAUACGUGCUGAGGAGCAUUGUACCUGAGAAGCAGCUGGGAAAUGUCUGUGAAUUCAAACACAUUCUAAAUUAAUGUUUUUGUUGUGUUCCUGUGAAAGAAAAAAAAGCAUUACUAGCCUUAUUGAUGAUUUACCUUGUUAAUAUAAGCUGGAGAUGCUCAUUUUUAGCUCCACAUUUUUAUUCUUGGACUCUGCUCGGGUAGCUUUGCAUGAAUAACAGAUCAGGUGCAGCGUGAAACAAGCCUCUCUUUUCAAGCUGACCUUUUUCUGAUUGGCUGCCUCUUGUAAAUAUUAGAGCAGUCUGAAGCCUGCGUUCUGUCUGCAAACACUGAGCUCAAUAUUUGAAGCGUUGGUAAUAUAAUAUGGUAGAAAACCAGGAAAAGCACAAUGGGUCCCCUUUAAGAACGACCUGUGAUGAGCAGAGCUGCUGUGGACACUGGUCGUAGCUUAUCUGUGAAUACCUUCUCCUGACUUUACCUUCAUAAUCUGUGAGGAUCCUCUUUGCCUCUGCUGCUAUGAAGUGCCAGCAACAUGAAUAUCAUGAAGAUUUUAUGGUAAAAAGCCCAGCAAAUUCACACUGUGGUGAUAGUGAAGUGGU